Messenger RNA from Eutrema salsugineum, 3747 nucleotides. RefSeq lists its product as uncharacterized. The transcript has 3 exons. The record is from RefSeq and is a predicted model, not a curated record. NCBI's taxonomy places the organism in Eukaryota, Viridiplantae, Streptophyta, Magnoliopsida, Brassicales, Brassicaceae. The coding region runs from base 1 to 3747 and encodes 1248 amino acids. Gene Ontology annotation, molecular function: zinc ion binding; nucleic acid binding.
AUGGAAGAUCAGACCAUCCCGGCUCAAGACACUAUCUUACAAGCCAUAGCCGCCAUGAGGCAAGACAUGGCCGCACAACUAGGGCGCAUGGAGGAAAGGGUUGGCCGGCUAGAAGUACCAAGAAGAGAAGCUGUCCGACCUAUUCAAGUUCCACCCCAACAGCAACAACAAGCAGGAGACGAGAAUAUGGCCGAAGUGGAGGAUAACUUGACUAACAAUCAACCGAGGCAAGAUCCACCCGACAUACGGAUACACCAAAGACUCCGAGACCCUGUCAACCGAGGCCGUAUCAGAGACGAUGAGGGUAAUAGGCUAGGUAAUAUGGAUGUUAAACUAACAGCUCCCACUUUUGCAGGGAAAGUAGAUCCUGACGCUUACCUUGAAUGGGAAAGAAGAAUGGAGUACAUCUUUGAGUAUUACGGGUAUAACGAUCAAAGGAAGGUGGCAUUGGUCGCGGCUCAACUCACCGAUCACGCAUUAUCUUGGUGGGACAGAGAUGUAGCUGAGCGAAGAAGGCACCGAUAUGAGCAAAUCUGCACCUGGGCCGCAAUGAGAUACAACUUGAGGAAGAGGUAUGUGCCUCCAUAUUUCCAUAGGGAUUUGCAAAAACGGUUUCGCAAAUUGGUGCAGGGUAACAAGUCGGUAGAAGAAUAUUUUGAAGAGUUUGAGACACUCCGAAACAAGUUGGAACAAGAAGACACCGAGGAGAAUCUCAUGGCUCAGUUUCUUGAUGGCCUUCAAGACCGCAUAGCUAGAAAAGUAGAGAGACAGCCGUAUCAUGACAUCUCCGAGCUCUUACAUCUCGCUAUUCAAGCAGAACAGCACAUAAAACGUAAGAAAACAGCCACAAACAGAGCAAAAGCCAGCCAAAACUGGAGUCAGCCCGCCCCUAGGGUCUUAGACAAAGGCAAAGCCGUCGAGAACAGUCCCAAAUACCAAAAACCAGCGGCCGAGACUUUCAAAAGUAAUCGCCAAGACACAGGUAAGAAUCCAAGUACCUCUAGAACUCGAGAUAUCAUUUGUUUUAAGUGUCAGGGUCGAGGACAUAUGGCGAGAGACUGUCCCAAUCAGCACACCAUGAUUCUAACAUCAGCCGGAGACUAUGAGUCUCAAGACGAACAAGAAGAUGAGGAGGACGCCGAGGGUGAUACCGAGGUGGCCUAUCCGGACACCGGUGAGCUGUUGGUAAUUAGGAGAGCUCUGAGUGCUCUCGUGGACCCCGAGACAGUUCAGAGGGAAAAUAUCUUCCACACAAGGUGCACCGUGCACAACAAGGUAUGUAGCUUAAUAAUUGAUGGUGGAUCAUGCACUAACGUAGCCAGCAAGCUUAUGGUUGACAAGCUUGGGCUCGAGACGACUCCACACCCAAAACCAUACCGCUUGAGGUGGCUUAAUGAUGACACUGAGUUAAGGAUAACUCAGCAAGUAACCGUACCGUUCAGUGUGGGCAAAUAUAGCGAUCAUGUGCUAUGUGAUGUGGUGCCCAUGCAAGUUGGUCACUUGUUACUAGGGAGGCCGUGGCAAUUCGACAAGGAGAAAAUACACAAUGGCCGAACAAACCACUCCUCGUUCAUGCAUGAAAAGAAAAAGUUCCAACUAGCGCCACUUACGCCCGUGGAAGUCCAUGAAAUGCAGCUAAAAUUUGCAAAAGAUUCUAAGGAAAUUCCAGCUGGCUUGCCACCUUUAAGAGGAAUAGAGCAUCAGAUCGAUCUUAUUCCCGGUGCAGCCUUACCAAACCGACCAGCUUAUCGGAUGAACCCCACUGAGACUAAAGAACUAGAGAAACAGAUCCAAGACUUGAUGUCCAAAGGAUAUAUCCGAGAGAGUCUUAGCCCUUGUGCCGUACCAGUCCAUUUGGUGCCCAAGAAGGAUGGAACAUGGCGUAUGUGCGUGGACUGUCGAGCUGUGAACAAUAUCACCAUCAAAUAUCGCCACCCAAUACCAAGGUUAGACGAUAUGUUAGAUGAAUUGUAUGGUGCCACUGUGUUUUCUAAAGUAGAUCUUCGAAGUGGAUACCAUCAAGUGAGAAUGAAGGAAGGAGAUGAAUGGAAGACAGCUUUCAAGACCAAACAAGGUCUAUAUGAAUGGCUAGUCAUGCCAUUUGGCCUCCCCAAUGCCCCAAGUACCUUCAUGCGACUCAUGAACCAUGUCUUGAGGGUAUAUAUCAGUAAGUUCGUUGUUGUUUACUUUGAUGAUAUACUGAUUUAUAGCAAGUGUUUUGCGGAUCACUUAAUGCACCUUGAGCAAGUAUUAGAGACUCUUCGACAAGAGGGUCUUUACGCGAACCUCAAGAAGUGCACCUUUUGCACUGAUCAUGUUGUAUUUCUAGGCUUUGUUGUGAGCUCACAGGGUCUACAGGUGGAUCAAGACAAGAUUAAGGCGAUUCAAGAAUGGCCAACACCCACCACCAUUGGACAUGUUAGAAGCUUCCACGGUCUAGCAAGCUUCUAUCGGCGAUUUGUAAAAGACUUUAGCACCAUAGCCGCACCUCUUACUGCUGUGAUCAAGAAAGAUGUGGCGUUUAAGUGGGGAAAGCUCCAAGAAGAAGCUUUCCAAAAGCUUAAGAACCGUUUAACUCAUGCACCUGUUUUAGUCUUACCCGAUUUUGAUAAAACGUUCGAAGUUGAAUGUGAUGCCUCAGGUCUAGGUAUUGGAGCUGUUCUAACUCAAGGAGGAAGGCCCGUCGCAUUCUUUAGUGAGAAGUUACAUGGAGCUGCACUCAACUAUUCCACCUACGAUAAGGAGCUCUACGCCCUAGUGAGAUCUUUGGAGACAUGGCAGCAUUACUUGCUGGCCAAAGAAUUCAUUAUACACACGGAUCACGAGACCCUGAAGCACCUCCGAGGCCAGACCGCUCUCAAAAGGAGAAAUGCGAGGUGGCUAGAGUUUGUGGAGACCUUUCCGUAUAUCAUCAAGUACAAGAAGGGUCAAGAAAAUAUCGUUGCUGACGCUUUAUCUAGGCGCUAUACGCUUAUAACCACUAUGGAGGCCAAGAUCAUGGGAUUUGAACACUUAAAGGAGAGAUAUGAGGACGAUCCCGACUUUAGUUCCAUUUACCAAGAAUGUCAAAAGGGAGUUCAUGGUCUGUUUUAUUUGCAUGAUGGUUUCUUAUUCCGAGAAAAACGACUGUGUAUUCCGCAGGGUUCUAUGAGAGAGCUUUUGAUCAGGGAGUCUCAUGGAGGAGGCUUGAUGGGGCACUUUGGGAUAGACAAAACUCUAAGUGUUCUAGUGGAGCAUUUCUUCUGGCCUCAUCUUAAACGAGACGUGGAGUGGUUCUGCUCAAAAUGCAUCGUCUGCCUUAAGGCAAAAUCCAGGUCACAUCCGUAUGGACUUUAUAUGCCUUUACCUAUACCUAAUAGACCUUGGGUGGAUAUUUCUAUGGACUUCGUGCUAGGGUUACCAAAGAUCAGAAAUAAAGAUUCAAUCUUUGUGGUGGUGGACCGAUUCUCCAAGAUGGCGCACUUCAUCCCCUAUUGUAUUCCUUACAUUGAGUUCGCUUAUAAUAAUGCUAACCACUCGGCUACUAAGCUUUCACCGUUUGAGAUUUUGUAUGGAUUUAAGCCAGAGACGCCGUUGGACCUCAAACCUUUACCACCACCCGAAUAUGCUAGUCAAGAUGGAGUAGACAAAGCUGAAAAAAUCCGCAAACUCCACCAGAAGACCAUUGAGAACUUGGAGAAGAAGACCGCGCAAUACAAGCUUCAGGCCGACAAGAACCGAAAGGAGAUCAUUCUUGAACCAGGAUAG